ACUUUUGCCAUGCGUUUGACAAUUUUCAAUCAUUUUGACGCAAAUGUAGUCAAAACCAUGCAUACCGUAAACAAUGGUGUCUUUUGUUUGGUUAGGUGAUUCCCCGUAGUAUGGUACUUUCCACACAGUCGGACCCUAGUACGCAGCAAAAUCAUUUGAGAACAUCACACUGAUAGAGUACACAGACCAAGCAUGGCGCGUUCUCUCGGUAUGAGUCAUUUCCCGAUUGUCCUCUGUUGUGUUUUCAUCAUCAUUGGGGCCGUGAAGGGGACAAGCUCUUCAGAAGAUAGAGCGGACAGAAAGUGCGACGUUGACAAAUAUUAUGACGAGUUUACUAGGAAUUGCGAGGCGUGCAGCCUGUUGUGCGAGGUGGCGCGGGACACCAUGAAGGAAUGCGAGCAGAAGUGUGGAGACUACCUGGCCAUGGUGCAGCAGCAGACGACAACACCUGUGUACAGGCCACGUCACGGUCAUCACGGAGGUCAAGGUCACGGCACAGGAGAAGCAGUCCGGGUCGACAACGUUCAAAUUGCAACCCAACUGAGUGCCAUCAACGAUAGCUUGCGGGCUAUAUUCUACGUCAUCUUAGCCCUGACUGUCGUAGCCACGGGUACGGUGAUCGGCGGAAGUUUCUACCUGUUAAAAGUAAAAAGGAAGCGAUUGGACGAGGAGAGUUACUGCAGCCCUCCCACACACCAAUCCUCCAUCGCGGUGCAAGUGGAGCCGCCUGCGCAAGAAAAUGUACGAGACCAUCCAGAAGGAGGUGAAGAAGCGGCGGAGACCAACCCCUCCCUCCCCGUACAGAACGCCAGCCGCUGCCCCUCCCACAGCCGCCUGAAUGUGGAGGACGCCCUGAGGAACCAGCAAGCUCACGACGCAGGGCGCAGGAGUUCCUCAGAGUCUGAUGUCUAAGGAGGAAAAGGAGAAUAUUGGUUUUGUUGUGCAUGGAAGGGGAGAUGCGAUUUGGUUUCGCUGUUCUGUAAAACUUACUAUAGCGUUAUAUUCGUGGUCUUGUGUUUAUUUUGAUAGUACAUAAUAUAGACCUUUUAUGAAUACGUAAUAUUAUGUACGAAGAGUCUUGUGUAUUCUUAAGUUGUAAAAUGUAUGAAUUAUGGUAGAAAUGUACAUUCUUAUAGACUGGACUACGUCUAUAUAACUGACAAUGUAUAAAUUUUCCUGUAACCAGAAAAGGAUAUACGGAUAGAUCUUAAUUUUCGUCAUAGUAAAUACAAUAUCAAGCGCAGGCGUAACACUCUGUAUUCUUGAAUGGAAAACGUUUGUGAAAUUAAUGUAUUAUUGUGAGAUGAAAUGUU
Messenger RNA from Branchiostoma floridae (Florida lancelet), 1313 nucleotides. RefSeq lists its product as uncharacterized. Lineage: Eukaryota; Metazoa; Chordata; Leptocardii; Amphioxiformes; Branchiostomatidae. The transcript is spliced from 4 exons. The record is from RefSeq and is a predicted model, not a curated record. Bases 193 to 912 code for a protein of 239 amino acids.